CCCGGAGCUUGGUGGUGGUGGUGUACUGUGUUGUUCUCGGGAUUUAACUUUGGAUUAUUCAUUUGUCAGUACAGGUGUUCAUGGGCGUCACAGAUGGCAAGAGCAGGUGUGUGACAUCAUCUCCAGUACAGGUGUUCAUGGGCGUCACAGAUGGCAAGAGCAGGUGUGUGACAUCAUCUAAUUAAGUCUGGCAAGUGUCACCAGCUGAACAAUGAUGGCUCCCCUAAGACGUGUCAAGCUGACUGAGUUAAAUGCCCACUUAGUGUGUGUACUGUGCUCUGGGUACUUCGUUGAUGCCACCACCAUUAUCGAGUGCCUACACACCUUCUGCAAGACAUGCAUCGUUCGCUACCUCCAGACUUCAUCAUUCUGUCCCAUUUGUGAUGUACAGGUUCACAAGACUAAGCCACUCAUGUCCCUGCGUGAGGACCGAACACUACAGGAUGUUGUGUUUAAGUUGGUUCCUGGACUGUUUCACUCUGAGAUGAACAGACGAUUUUGCUUUUAUAAAGAACAUCCUGAAGCUGGCGGUGACAAGACGGAACAAAGUUUGAGAGAACGUCGUCACUUCUUCCACGUGGAUGACCAGAUCUCCCUGUCGCUAGAGUACCUUCACUCGACCCCUUCACUCUCUCAUUCCCACGUCCACUCUCACAUUAUGAAGCCCCUGAAGGUUAAUAACGGCCAGCAGGAGAAGCAACAGAAGGCGGGGGGUGAGGAAGACAAGGAUGGACUCACGGGAAAGAUGGAAAUAAAGAAGGACAACGGAGGUGACGAACAGGAAGUGAAAGGUGUCAAGAUGGUGCACAAAAGGUACCUGAGAUGCCCAGCAGCUGUGCAGGUGUCCCACCUUGAGAAGUUCAUACGCCUCAAGUACAGUUUGGCAACAAUAACUCAUAAGGUUGACAUCAUGCACGGUGGUGACUGUUUGGUUGGUGAGUUAACUCUACUAGAUGUAGUAUACAUGUAUAAGUGGACAGAGGAUGCUCCCCUCCGCUUGAUGUACACAGUAACUGCUAUUCCUCAGUCGCGCAAGAGACCUCGACUAAAUGGCACUCGAGCUUCAAUUACUGUUGACCCUGAAGCUCCUGCCCCCAAGAUUGCCAGAACUCAGGGUCCUGGUGUUAACCACACAGCCCACCUUCAGGCACCACCCAAAGGACAAGAUGACAGCGAGGGAUCAGCACUGGCCACGGUUAAAACUGGUGACCUGAAAAUGGAGGUAGAUGUACCAAACCAGGUUGAGGAACCUUUUAGUACCUCAAAUACUGUUGUUAAUAAUAUCUCAAGUACUGUGAAUGUGACUCCAGCAGCAUUAUCUGUGUGUCCACAGACCCUCCCAAGUUUUUCUAACACAAGUCUUGUUGGUAAGAGCUGUAGUAGUGGUGUCUCUGGUCCCACCAGGGGUCGACCUGCUCUUACUACCACAACUCCAGCAACAACUACACCUAGAGUAGCUCUAACACGCAUACCUUCACCUGUCAACCCCCUUCCAAAUGCUUCUGUUCCUGUACCUAUAAGUGAACCUGUCAUGACCUCACACACCACCAUCACCCCAUCACUCACCAUGACUAGUACCACUAUGACUACCUCACACACUUGUCCCAGUACUACAUCAACCACAGGUGCAAGGAUGCAGAUGCCACACUCUAAUAUAAGCAACACAACAGAGACUGCAGCACUCAAGUCAGUGUGCACAUCAGGAUCAUACCCGAACAAAAUGCCACAACCAAUUAUACCUACACGCCCUCGAUUGGGACGACCGCCAAAUUCGUCUCGCAUAACUGCCGCUUCCAUGAAGCCGCCAACCCCAAGGUUGGGAGACGUGCGUAAUCCACGUCCACCACUAACAGCGGGGAAGAAACUCUCCCCAUCAGGAGGUGCAGGUUCUCGGGGCAACCAGAUGGUGUCUGCCAGUCUGACUGUACAGAGUCGUCUGAGCAGCAUCAGCGGGCCGCCUGUUAAGCUGGGUGCUACCAAGGUGUCCGUAAAGAGAUCAAAUGAUGCGCUCAAAGAUAGUGGACAGACUCUUAAUCAGCCAGAAGAACAAGCUACAAAAGCCCAACUUCCGUGUUCAACAGCUAACGUGUCCACAACCACACAAGUCUCACAGACUACCCAGUGCCCCACAAGCAAGCAGUCUGCUCCCUGUACUCCCAGCAGUAGUCCUGCCACACCAGCUGCCCAGGAGCCUGAAGCAUCUGUCACCCCACUUGACACUCAAACUGCUCAGGGAAACUCUAAUGUGCAAAAAGUGCAGCAGACUGCUACCACACAGGCUGGCCAACCUUCUGAAAACCAGACCGCUCAACGGCUGCAGGGAACUACACCCACUCAGCGUGCCACCACCCAGGCCACUCAAAGACCUGUUUCUCAAGCCAAUCAACGACCCAAUUCUCAGGUCAAUCAACGUCCACCUGGUUCUCAGGCUAAUCAGCGUUCUGCUGCAGCCGCUCAGACCAAUCAACGUUCUCCUGGGACUCUCGUUGCUCAGCGACCCCCUGGAACUCAGGCCAAUCAACGAGUAUCUGGCACUCAGACCAAUCAGCGUUCUCCUGGUGUUCAAGCCAAUCAGCGACCCGUCACCAAUAUUAGUCACCAGUCCCCUAAUACCCAAGCCAACCAACGGCAUCCAGGCCCACAGGUGACUCAACAGCCUCCCAACACCAAAGCCAACCAGCGGCCAUCAGGUAACCAGAGUGCUCAAAACUUCUCAGCUGGCAACACUAUGCAAAAACCCGUCAAUCAACGUCUUACCAAUACUGUUAAUGCACUACGGCCAACAGGCGUCUCACUAGGCCAGAGAUCACCCGUUAACUCCAUAUCCCAGGGCUCCACUGCACCUGCCUCUGCACGCCCACCUGGUAGUCCAGCACCUCACAGACAGCCAGCCAGUCCAUCACCUCACAGACAGCCACCUAGCCCAGCACCUCACAGACAGCCACCUAGCCCAGCACCUCACAGACAGCCACCUAGCCCAGCACCUCAUAGACAGCCACCUAGUCCAGCCCCUCACAGACAGCCACCUAGCCCAGCACCUCACAGACAGCCACCUAGCCCAGCACCUCACAGACAGCCACCUAGCCCAGCACCUCACAGACAGCCACCUAGCCCAGCACCUCACAGACAGCCACCUAGCCCAGCACCUCACAGACAGUCAAGCAGUCCAGCGCCACAGAAGCAGGCUGGUAACAUGACCCCUCGUUCACACAACACAGUAACAACAUCAGUUGGUGGGUCCACACCCUCGCCAAGAUCAACACCUUCACCCAGGACCACAUCGUCUUCGCCUUCAACGCCCACUGUCUCAUUUACACCAAGUAACAGAGAGAUGGUGCCAGUUUCCAGUCCAAUGGCGAAUUCUAACACUGGUGCUGGACAAAGUACAGCGAAUAAUACUGUGUCUAGCGGAAAGUCAGCUGGGUCCAAGCCUAGUGUGACCUUUACACAAGCACGCUCCACUCCUACUAACUCAAGUGCCAAAGGCCCUCCCGGCAAAACUCAGUCUACUGCAGGAGUGAAGGCCUCACCCAAGUCCCCAGGACGAGGCCGUGGCAACACCGGCUCUCCCAACAUUCUCAGUAUAGCUCAGUCUCUCGCUAGUCGGCAGUUACAACAACGUACUAUGGCGCCACCAACAACCACAAAUAACACCAUAACCAAUACCACUAACAUUGGUUCAACACACCAGGCCUUCACGAGCACAGCCCCCAACUCACCCAUGUAUCCAAAUACCAUGAGCGGAGGACUGGUCCCGCCAGCACUGGCAGCAGCAGCUUAUAUGGCCUCAGCUUAUGGUGACCCUUCAGCCCUCACGGAUGUAACUGCUAUGAGAAAUCUCAUCACACUAAGCCAGACGGCUGCUUGCAUCCGGGAGUUCAACCUCGCUGCCAUGGUGAAGGCAGCAGAGACACUACCUCGUCAAUCGGACCCCACCCCCAUGGACCUCUCACCCACGUCUAAAGCUGCGCCACAAACACCACUGACCAAUGGUCGUGCUCACACCUCCACUGCUGCUGUGUCCACCAGCACCAAGACAACCCCUUCCAGCACCUCCAGAUCCCCAUCAUCCAAAAUGGCACGUUCUGCCGACACUUCAUCUGCACCUACAAUAUCACCACCUACACCUGAAGUUACCAUCACCAAACUUCCCAAUACACCCGCCUCGACCUCCUCCUCUACCUCGACUACGGGAACAGGGAAAAACACACUAGGAUCGAUGAAGCUUGGUUCUACCAACACCAACACGGUCUCCAUCACUAAGCGACCAGCAUCUAACAAUAGGAUCGCUGUGGCCAAGUCUCCCGCUAAUGCCUCUGUUCGACAGAUUCCUAACCCGUCCUUUCUGAGGCAUCAUUCUGAAGCUCGUAACAACAACAAUGUUUCCAAGUCUACAUCGCUGCCAUCGGCCUCUACGUCUAGUUCUUCCCAAGCCACCACAUCCAAGACUCACACAUCAGGCGGUGGUGGACGAGCCACUGGCAACUCUCCUCUGAAGGAAACUGGACCUUUACCAGAAACAUCAUCUAUACUGAAGAUUGAGCACCUCACCAGAUCACUGGCUGCACCUGCUGCUGCCGCCGCCGCCGCCGCAGCCGCUUCUCACGCAUAUAGGUUCUUCGAUGAUAGAUAGGGAAGGGUGGCGUUAGAGAAAAAUAUCUCUUAUGAAGAGGAAUGAAUCCAGUAAAAAUAUAAAGACUUUAAAGAGAUAUAAGGGUCAGAUGUUACUGUGUUGCGAGCAAAUGACUGUUGUAUACAUUAUCCCCGCCGCUCGGUGUUCAAGAGGCCUCACCUCACAGUGCAGUGCCACAACCUCCCUCUUGGAAACACCAACACCUCUCAAUAUACGACAUUUUUACUCUAGUGCAUGAGAUGACUUGUGAGAGCUCACUGAUGGCUGUUGUCUACAGUCACAGAAGACAGUUGUAGUGGGUAGUAAAGUAGACUAUUGGAGCUCCCGUCCGGUACCGUAUACGGUGACGGAGUUGUGUGACCUGCGUCCUCACUGUACAGUAUACGGUUCACCUUGAGAACCACGGACAGGCAGCUCUUACACUGACACAUAUAAUUUCUAACUUCGCAGCUGAAGUGACUGGUUCUCACCCCUAUUGAACACUUCACAUUGUACAUGGGAAUAUGUAUAUUCAUUUAUGUUGAAAACGUGAAUUCUUAUUUUAUUUAAAUACUUGACACGGGGAGACAGUGUUGAGCCUUGAGUGAGAGUUAAUACCAUGUAUCUAAACAGUGCCGCAACCCAGUGCCUUCUUGAUGGUUUGUGGAGGGACCAAGUUGUUAACGAGAGGACGGGUGUGUGAGGUGAAAGAUGACCACGUUCAACAAGUCCUUCACUCGGAUACAAUAUAAAGACGUCCUUUUAUAACCGUACAAAUGUAUCUGUGACGAAAACAAUUUUGUAUUUACUUUUCAAUUUACUAAAGGAGUGACGCAGAAAGGUAACGCGUGUAAAUGUCACGUAUAUACAGUACUGCACCUUGUAAACAAAGCUACUGGGGUAGAUUAUGGCAUGAAGAGUGUGGGAGGAAACCAUUAUUGACCACAGGUUCCAAUAAUGUCAAUAAAUGCAUAGUUUUACCGUUCUUCAAUAUACUUCUUAAAUAUGCACUAAUUGAGGGUUUAAUCUUCAAAAUCUGUGUUAGCGAUGGUUUAACACUACACUAUAAACUUAAGGCGGUGUUUUAUCUUCACAUUAAUGGGUAUAUAUAACAAAAUAAGUAGAUACGUGUACAUUAAUUCUGAUGGUGAUGUGGACGUUGCCGGUGAUGACGGACCAACGUAUAAUGUUGAGUUAUUCUAUUCAGUCGUUCCUCUGCACCAUAACGGGCCUUUACAAGUUGCUCAUGCAUAUCAAAGUGUGUUAGGCCAUGCUCACGGUAGGGCCUUAUAUUUUUAUUUAAUUUGUCAAAGAUAAUUAUUAUGACUUACAUAACGCAGGUAAAGAUGUAAUAAGCGAAUUGUUAUGUGCGUGUUUCUCUUCUCAGACAAGAACUGUAACUGUCCGGUUUUUUAAUAGAUAUAUUUUGUAAAUUUUUUAAAAUGAAAGUUUUGUGUUGAUCUUCGGUGAGUAGAUUUUAAGUCGUGGAUUUGAAUAACAAGUUCAAAUACCCAUAGAUAGAUUUAUAUAUACUGUAUAUGUUUGUAUAUUAAGAUAAAUGUGUGUGUGUCCUUCACCAAUUAACAUGUAUAUAUUCUUGUAUAUAUGACGGGAUAUGUAGAUAAUUUUCAAAUACAUAAAAUUAUUGUAA
This is a messenger RNA of Homarus americanus (American lobster), 6263 nucleotides long. RefSeq names its product mucin-5AC-like. Gene Ontology annotation, cellular component: PRC1 complex. Lineage: Eukaryota; Metazoa; Arthropoda; Malacostraca; Decapoda; Nephropidae. The record is from RefSeq and is a predicted model, not a curated record. The transcript has 6 exons. The coding region runs from base 212 to 4633 and encodes 1473 amino acids. Gene Ontology annotation, molecular function: promoter-specific chromatin binding. Gene Ontology annotation, biological process: negative regulation of transcription by RNA polymerase II.